AUGAAAGACCACAGGGAGAUAUCUCAUGGGAUGUAUAUGUUCUCCAAGAUUGAUCCCUCAGAGGUUAUCGCUCACUACCUUCAGGAUCUGGACGAACAAGGUAUUGACAUCUCUGGCUUCACUCUUGACCCGUUACUAGAACAGCCUCAGAACUUCACGAAGAGGAAGAGAGAGCCUUCUGAUAAGAAGAAGAAGAAGAAGAAGAAGAAGAAUACUCUGAAUACUGAAGAUUCUUCAGUAUCUCAGAAGCCACCUAUGCCUCUGAGUUCCUCUACUCCAAGUAAGUCUUCCAAUUCUGAAGCUCCUUUGAUUUCUUGGUCUAGGUGGAUGACAUAUGAGGUCUUUAAGCUCGAGGGACUCUCUAAACAAGUCAGAAAUGACUACAUCAGAGGAGCUAAGGAAAGACUGGAGGCGCGUCUGGUGCAGGAAGCUGAGGAAAAGGCUAGGAAGGAAGAUGAAGAGAAGGCCAGAAUUGAAGCUGAAGAAAGGGUCCAAUUAGAAGUUAAGGAGAAAGUUGCCGCUGAAGUUGCUACUGCAGAAGCUAAAGUUGAUGCUGAAUAG
This is a messenger RNA of Lathyrus oleraceus (garden pea), 561 nucleotides long. Its product is annotated as eukaryotic translation initiation factor 4 gamma-like. The transcript has 2 exons. The coding region runs from base 1 to 561 and encodes 186 amino acids. The record is from RefSeq and is a predicted model, not a curated record. NCBI's taxonomy places the organism in Eukaryota, Viridiplantae, Streptophyta, Magnoliopsida, Fabales, Fabaceae.